UGAAGUACUCUGGGUACCUGGAAGAGAGGGAUGAGCCCUUCUGCACAAACUGCCACAGCAAGUUUCCCCGGCUGAUGAAACUUGGGAGAGACAUUACGCUGGCAGGGCUGGAAAUUGGCCUGCUGACCAUGAAGAAGGGAGAGGUGGCAAGGUUCUUCUUCACGCCAGAUUACGCCUACGGGCGGCAGGGCUGUCCUCCUCUCAUCCCCCCAGACGCCACCGUCACCUUCGAAGUGGAGCUGCUGGAUUUCAUCGACUCGGGCGAAUGUGACUCGUUCUUUGAGCUGACUGCU
Antrostomus carolinensis (chuck-will's-widow) is the source of this 293-nucleotide messenger RNA. Its product is annotated as inactive peptidyl-prolyl cis-trans isomerase FKBP6-like. The record is from RefSeq and is a predicted model, not a curated record. Gene Ontology annotation, cellular component: cytoplasm. Gene Ontology annotation, molecular function: Hsp90 protein binding; peptidyl-prolyl cis-trans isomerase activity. NCBI's taxonomy places the organism in Eukaryota, Metazoa, Chordata, Aves, Caprimulgiformes, Caprimulgidae. The annotation marks the transcript as partial. The transcript has 2 exons. Gene Ontology annotation, biological process: spermatogenesis; piRNA processing.